AUGUAUAUUGAAAGGGAAGAACCUAAAGAAGAAAAGAAAAAGGUGCUAGCUUUGAAGGCCAAGGAGACCAAGGUCAAAGAAACUAAAGCAAAGGAAGCUAAGGAGUCAAACUAUUCUAGUGAUGAUGAGUUUCUUGAAUUGGACUCGGAUGAUGGGAGUGACAAAGAAAUGGCCUUGUUCACCAAGAGAUACAACAACUACAUCAAGAGGAAGCAAGACAAAAGCAAGAGAGAAUUUCACAAAAGACCAUUCAAGAAGGAAGAUUGCAACAACAAUGAGAAGAGUCCACAAAGAUCACAUAGGAAAGAUAAGGAAGUCAAGAAAAGGGAUUACAAAGUGACAUGGGAUGACUCUAGUGAAGAGGAUGAGGACUAUGAAAGUGAAAGAGCCAACAUUUGUUUCAUGGCUAAUAUAGAGGAAGUCUCUUCCACUAAGGUACACAAUGACUCCUUUAUUUCCUCUUCUUCUAUUGAUGAUCUCUCUACCCAGGAUCAUGAAAGUUAUAGUGGAGAUGAGAAGGUGGAAAUGAUGAAAACUAUGGCUAAGAAAGUCAAUAGCUAUAAGAGAAAAAUUGUGAAAAACAAAGAAAAUUUUUCCUUACUUGAGGCUAAAAUUAAUGAUUUUCAAAAACAAAUUGUUAAUUUGAAUUUACAUAAUGAAUCCUUAAAAAAUUCAAUUUCUAUACUCAAUACUUCCAAUCUCACUUCUCUCAACUCUUUGAAAGAAGAGAAUGAGAAAUUAAAAAAGGAAGUGAUUGAGUACAAAACUUCUUUGACUAAGUUUCAAAAUGGAAAACAAUCUUUAGAUGAGAUGUUGACUCUCCAAAGACCUUCUUCUUCUAAGGAAGGAUUGGGUUUUGUGGCUAGUUGCUCAUCAUCUCCAUCCUCUAGAACCACCUUCAAGAGAGCUAGAACGAUACAAUCUUCUUCUAUAGAUGUGGAGUUCACAAAGGAGACAACACCCUCUAGUCCUUCUAUGACUAAGAUGGAUGUUGAUCCUCCACAAGCUAAGGCCAACACAUCUAAGGAUGAUAAGCCUAAAGUUACCAAGUCAAGCAUUCCAUCAAAUGCUAAGGCUAAGGACACUAGACCAAGCAUUCCCAAGAAUGCUAAGCCUAGAAGUCCCAACCACAAGGGACAACCACCCAAGGGCAAGAAUGCUCACACCAACCCAAGACAACCUCACACAUGUUGCUCUUGUGGUAAUGAUGCUCCUUCAACUCAUUCUAGAACAUGGAGAUCUAAGCCUAAAAAGGCUAAGUCAACCAUUAGAUGUUUCUAUUGCAUGAAGGGCAAAGGAGUAGCCAUCAAUGAAAAUCGACCCUGGAUUGUGGAUAGUGGGUGCUCAAGGCACAUGACCGGAACUUCAAAGCUAUUCACAACCCUUCAAUCAAAGGAUGGUGGCUAUGUAACCUUUGGUGACAAUGCAAAAGGAAAAGUGGUUAGUAUUGCUAAUAUUGGUAAGACUUCAAACUCAUCUUCUUGUAUUAGAAAUGUUCUAUUAGUUGAUGGUUUGAAGCAUAACUUGUCAAGUGUAAGUCAAUUAUGUGAUAGUGGCUUAAGAGUCACUUUUGACUCUAAGGCUUGUUACAUUACUCAAGUGAGUGAUAACAAGUCCAUCCUUAGAGGAGAAAGGAGUGAAAAUAUUUACAUAAUUGACUUAGACUCAACUUCUAACAAGAAUCUCAAGUGUCUUACGUCCACAAAGAACGAGCCUUGGCUUUGGCAUAGAAGGCUUGCCCAUGCUAACAUGGAGUUGAUAGACAACUUGAGAAAAGGAAAACUUGUGAUUGGACUUCCGGAUAUUAAAUUUGAGAAGGACAAAGUUUGUGCUUCAUGUCAAAUGGGGAAGCAACACAAGUCAUCCUUCAAAUCCAAAAAGGGGGUAAGUACAUCCAAACCUCUUCAAUUGAUUCAUAUGGAUUUAUUUGGACCAUCUAGAGUUGCUAGUUUGGGUAGUAAGAACUAUACCUAUGUCCUUGUUGAUGAUUACUCUAGAUAUACUUGGGUUAUUUUCAUGGCUCAUAAGGAUGACACUUUUGAUGCUUUUAAAAGUUUUUCAAAACUUGUUCAAAAAAAAUGGGAUAUUAUAUUAUGA
This is a messenger RNA of Mercurialis annua (annual mercury), 2097 nucleotides long. RefSeq lists its product as uncharacterized. The record is from RefSeq and is a predicted model, not a curated record. NCBI's taxonomy places the organism in Eukaryota, Viridiplantae, Streptophyta, Magnoliopsida, Malpighiales, Euphorbiaceae. Bases 1 to 2097 code for a protein of 698 amino acids. The transcript has 3 exons. Gene Ontology annotation, molecular function: nucleic acid binding.